UCGGGGAUAAAGCUGAGUGCUAUUCGGUCAUGUGAUUCCUGUUUUUUUUUCCUCCUCUUUUCCUCCUUCGAAGUUGAAAGGCAGGAGCAGAGCGGCGGAGGGGCCCAGCUCGCCUUUACAUUACUGGCUGUGGAUGCACCGGAUUCGUCCCUUUUCGACCACAUUAUUGUCUUUUAGUCGCUCGUUGUGAUUUUUCCAUUUGCUCCAACUUUUCCUUCACCAUGGCGGGGGCUAUUAUAGAGAAUAUGAGCACUAAAAAGUUAGUGAUAAUGGGUGUUACUCUGCUUUUGUUCCAGGCGUUUGCCUUCAUGGUCGGCGGUUUAAUUGCUCCCAGCCCCACCACAGCGGUCCACUACUUGGCCGCCAAGUGUGUGGACACCUCCAAGCACCGUCAGGAGACAAAAUGGUUCAUGCCUUGGGGUCAAGACCAGUGCGAGAAGAUCCGGAGCUUCGAAGAGGCCAUGGCCAAGAAGAUCGAGGCCAACAACAUUGUGUUUGCCGUCCACAUUCCUCUGCAUUACAACGAGAUGAGCCCCUGGUUCCAGUUCAUGCUGGUCAUCUUGCAGUUUGACAUCGCAUUUAAGAUGUACAACCAGAUAGAGGAUGGAGCGUUGGUCACCGUCGAUGUGGGUCUGGCUUACAGAGACGACCCUACCAGCGAGUGGACGGAGAUGGCUCAUUCUUUUGAACAGCGGAAGCUCAACUGUAACUUCACCACUGCCAAGACCUUUGAGAACGAAGGCCGCUACUAUGAGUGUGAUCUGCUGCCCUUCAUGGAGGUUGGCAGCGUGUCACAUAAAUACUAUCUCCUCAACAUCCGCCUGCCUGUCAACGAGCGCAAGAAAAUCAACGUUGGGAUUGGAGAAAUCAAGGACAUUCGUCUGGUUAGCAUCCACCAGAAUGGAGGUUUCACCAAAGUUUGGUUCGCCAUGAAGACGUUCCUCACACCCAGCAUCCUCAUCAUCAUGAUCUGGUACUGGAGACGCAUCACCCUCCUGAGCAGACCUCCUGUGCUGCUGGAGAAGGUCAUCUUAGCUCUGGGCAUCUCCAUGACUUUCAUCAACAUCCCAGUGGAGUGGUUCUCUAUUGGCUUCAAUUGGACCUGGAUGCUGCUCUUUGGGGACAUCAGGCAGGGCAUCUUCUACUCCAUGUUGCUCUCCUUCUGGAUCAUCUUCUGCGGGGAGCACCUCAUGGACCAGACGGAGAGGAACCGUUUCUCAGUGUACUGGAGGCAGGUCGGACCCAUCGUGUUUGGCUCCUUCUGUCUCUUUAUCUUCGACAUGUGUGAGAGAGGUGUCCAGCUGACAAACCCCUUCUACAGCGUCUGGGCUUCUGAUGUAGGAACUGAACUGGCUAUGGCCUUUAUAAUUGUGGCAGGGAUCUGUGCCUGUCUCUACUUCCUCUUCCUUUGCUUCAUGGUUUUUCAAGUCUUCCGCAACAUCAGCGGUAAAAGGACUUCACUGCCUGCCAUGUCCAAGGCCAGACGCCUACACUAUGAGGGUCUGAUCUUCAGGUUCAAGUUCCUCAUGCUGGUCACUUUGUUUUGUGCUGCCAUGACUGUCAUCUUCUUCAUCGUCAGUCAGGUGCAUGAUGGUCACUGGCACUGGGGAGAUCACGAGGUGCAGGUGAACAGCGCCUUCUUCACAGGCGUCUACGGCAUGUGGAACCUGUACGUCUUCGCCAUCAUGUUCCUGUACGCCCCGUCUCACAAACGCUACGGAGAUGAGCAGUCAAGUGGUCAAUGUAUCACUGGAGAUCAUGGAGCAAACAGCGGAGAGGACAUCCAGCUGACCACCACCAUCACACAUGUUGACGCUCCCACUGAGAUCUACAAGAUGAUGGGCAAAACGGCCCAAGAGUAGAUUUUUGGCACCGUUACCUACUGCUCCAAUGAUCCCCUCCCUUAUGUAAUCAAACAGGCUUUUCUCUUAACAUCCUUCAGCGCUCAGACGGCAUCAGUGAUCCACCUUGCAUGAACCUACCAGUCCCACAGCCGUUGCCCUCCUCCCAGCAUCAAAUGUUUAGCUGUGUGUGACUAGUUACGUGCCACCCUUGUCCCAAAGUCCUACUGAGUCCCUAAAGACUGAAUAUUAUCAACACUCUUAUCGGUUCUUUUCAUUUCAGUUUUUGUUUUUUUACGUUUCAUACUUAGUGUAAACUAUGUUGUCAUUGAAAAUGUUGCACAACUCUUUUGUCACCAAGUCAGGUACAGGAAAGCUUUAUGGAGAUCUGAGUGCAAAGAAAAACAUUUCUUGGUGGUCAAAAGUUGAAUUUGCAGCAGUCACACCAGUUUUUCUGUGUGGUUUAAAUGUGUUGUUUGUAAAGACCGGAGCUUUUGAUACAGAUGGACAGCAAGAUCUUUUGGAUACUAAUUAGCCACUUGGUUUAAUUUUCAUUUCUACCUGUAAUAUUCUCAGUCAAGGUCUUAGAGCCUGUCACAAAUGCAUAUUCUUCUAUAGAAAUAGAUCAUGUGGCGCACUGUUAUUAGUCUUUCAAGUGGUGGUUCUUUUUUUAUAUCAUUGGGGGAAAUGUACAGACCACACAGCCACUUUGGGAAAUGCAUACUGUACUGUCAUUAUGUUACAAUGUAGAUAUCUAUUUUUUAUAAAGUGCUUAUUUUCAGCUUCACAAAAUAUAUGCAUCAAGCUCUAUCAAUGUUAACAAAGAGAUUUGAGGUUGAUUGUAGUCCAUUAUACAUGGUUCUUAGUUGUUUUUUGUUUUGUUUUGCUUUUUAUUCUAAUUUAAAUAAAACAAACUUUU
Messenger RNA from Scomber scombrus (Atlantic mackerel), 2760 nucleotides. It is a transcript of the gene wls, whose product is annotated as Wnt ligand secretion mediator. The coding region runs from base 222 to 1862 and encodes 546 amino acids. Gene Ontology annotation, biological process: Wnt signaling pathway; intracellular protein transport; Wnt protein secretion. Gene Ontology annotation, molecular function: Wnt-protein binding. The transcript has 12 exons. Lineage: Eukaryota; Metazoa; Chordata; Actinopteri; Scombriformes; Scombridae. The record is from RefSeq and is a predicted model, not a curated record. Gene Ontology annotation, cellular component: endomembrane system; organelle membrane.